Mizuhopecten yessoensis (Yesso scallop) is the source of this 9506-nucleotide messenger RNA. Its product is annotated as Bloom syndrome protein homolog. Bases 3540 to 8123 code for a protein of 1527 amino acids. Lineage: Eukaryota; Metazoa; Mollusca; Bivalvia; Pectinida; Pectinidae. The transcript is spliced from 28 exons. Gene Ontology annotation, molecular function: four-way junction helicase activity; 3'-5' DNA helicase activity; ATP binding. Gene Ontology annotation, cellular component: nucleus; cytoplasm; chromosome. Gene Ontology annotation, biological process: DNA replication; double-strand break repair via homologous recombination. The record is from RefSeq and is a predicted model, not a curated record.
UGUAGUACUAAUAUUAAUACCCGGCCUCCUCUUUAAAACAUCUCUCGUCUUCAGAUAGCCACGUUAUUGCAGCUAGCUAUACUGAAGAACAGCAGGUACAAGAUCUAGCUUCAUUUGUCAAUCAAAUGAAUACAGAAGCAGGGUUGUUAUCAUUGAAAUAAUAUGCUAUUGUAUACAUACGAUAGAUGUUGCCUCUAAACGGUAAUGUUCAGUAUAUUGAACGUUUUAGAGUAUCCUGUUGAAGUUGACAUAGCUAUUCGACAUCAUCAUGUUGAAGGUAUGAAGAUAUCACUAAGCGCUCUUGCCAGUCUGUAUCUGUAUGGAAUACACUGCUAGAUCCCAAUUAAGGGAAUAUUGCAGCGGGUGAGAGAGCGCAGAUGUAAUUAAUCGCACGAUUCGAGGGCUGAUUUAAAUGCCUUGAUAGUUUCACAAUUGAGUCACUUAGGUGGUUCCAGUCUAUUGUUGUUCUAACAAGGAACGAGUUCCUGUACUGUUCAGACCUUGAUGGAACGAUGAAACCUCUGUUGUUUAAACGGGCUGAACGGUCGACAAUGUUGGUGGUAUCAAAGUCGGUAUAUGAUUUGGUACGGAUGUUCCUGCCUUGUUUGCGGGCUGUCGGGUAUCUCCGAGGUGGCAUGGCUGGCUCCAACCCCUCAACGACUUUGUAGUUGUAAGUCAGCCUGAUGUUGCAGCGCCUCUCCUGGAGUGGUGGUAACUUCAGCUCCUUGAGCAUCGAUGUAACGCAUCCCGGGUCUCUGGUUUUGUACACCGUACGUCUCCCGAGAUGAAUCUGGCGGCUCAGUGUUGCACUCUCUCAAUUUUGUUUAUGUCUCGUGGUGUAAUAUCGGUCCCACACGACUGUACCGUACUCUAGAAUGGGGUGUAUGAGUGAUACAUAUGCACUGUGUCUUCUAAGUGGUGGGCAGCUCCGUAAGUUCCUAUGUAGGAAGCCUAAGGUCGAAUUGGCUUUUUGGUGGUGUUAUCUAUUUGAAUGCCCCACUUUAGAUCCUCUGAGAUGGUAAUACCAAGGUAAGGGUUAAAUGGGACCUGCUGGAGGAUGGUGUUGUCCAGGCUUUAGAAGUGUUUACUCUUACCCCGGAUGCUGAGGAUGUAGCAUUUCUUUGCAAUGAAUUUCAAGAUUUUGCCCACUUUUCCAAGUUUUGAAGGCCUUGUUGUAAAGUAAAAUGGUCUUGUUGACAUCUGAUUGUGCGGUACAGCAAACAGUCAUCUGCGAAGAGCCUCGUUUGGGAGUUUACACUGGCUGGUAGGUCAUUGAUGUAACAGAAACAGUAUCGGGCCGAGGACGGUCCCCUAGGGGACACCGGAGUCCACGGUAACUUGAUGUGUAGUCUGGCCCUCUAAUACAACCUGCAUAAGCAGUAAGAAACUGUGAGCCAUGUGUGUAUUUGACUGUUUACGUAUGAUGACAGUUUGUGUAGGAGUUGUUUGUGAGGCACAGUAUUGAAUGCCUUCGAGAAUUCUAGUAUUGCACAGUUGAUCUGGUUGUUACUGUCGUGUGCUUGUAGUAGGUCCUCCAUGGUGACUAAUAGUUGGGUUCGCAGGAAUACCCGGACCUGAAGCCGUGGUUUGAGGUGGUAAGUAUGUUGUUAUCCUCUAGAUGUUUCAUGAGUUGACCGCAGAUGAUAUGUUCUAGUAUCUUGCACGAUACGCAGGUCAGUGAGAUUUGACGGUAGUUUUCUGCAAGGUUUUUUUCUCCCUUUAUAAAUACACUGGAAAUAUUGGCUUUUAGCCAGUCUGAUGGUAGUGAUCCAGUGUCUAGCGAUAACUGAAAUACAGCACUAAGGCCGGGUGAGAGUUCCUCACCGCAGCCGAAAAGGAUCAUAUUUGGAAUCAGGACCAUAGGAUUUUGCAGUGUUAAGGUUGUGCAGGAGUUUCGUGACCCCGUAGACUUGGAUGACAAUGUUUGUUAGUGGAUGUCAGAUGGCUGCCCUAUGUAGUUCCGGUACUCGGUUGGGUCCUCCUUUGUGAAGACAGACUGGAAUUUACUUAAUGAUAUGUUUGCCUUUUGUAGACUGUCGCUGGUUAGUGUACCUCGAUCUUUCAGGGGUGAGACGUCGAUGUUGUCCUGUUUUCGAGAUUUGAUGUAACGCCAGAAAGAUUUGCUGUCAUUGUUUUGAGUCCUUCUUUGCUGGUUUAUAGAGUCUUUGUUUGCGUCUGAGUAUUUUCUUGAUUUUCCUAUUUACCCACGGCAGUGAUGGUCGUAGACUAGAAAGUCUGGUCGGUAUGUUUUUAUCCAUGCUGUGUAGGAUUCCUGUUUUAAAUGUUUCCCAUGUUUCUUCAAUUGUACCUCCACUGUUUGCUUUGUAGAUGGUGUUGGACGAUGUUUUCUUACAGUCCUGUUUAAGUUGGUCCCAGUUUGGUUGUGAAUAUUUGUAGAUUUUGAGUUGUUGUUGGUUGUAUACCGGUUUAAUGUCGAUGUUGGUGACUAUGGCAUCGUGGUCUGACAAGUCACUAAUACUUAAGUACUAAUUGAGGACUUUUAAAACUAGUGUAGGGUUGGAUGUGAAUACCAAGUCAAACAUAUUUUGCUCUCUUGUUGGUGUUUCGUGAAUCUGGAUAAGGUUGUCGGAUGUUACAUCUAUUAAGGCUUGUUGGAUCGCCUUAUCAGAGGCGUGGUUAACGUUGCUCACGUGUUGGCUUGACCAGUCUAUGUUAGGACAGUUAAAGUUCCCAGGAAGCACUGUACUUCUCGGGUUUGGAAUGUUGGAAAGCUUGUGUAACGAGUUGUUAAGUUCCUUGAUGUCUUUCAUGUUCCGAUGAGGCAUGUAUAAGUUCCCGACAUAGAUGUCUUUGUUCCUCGGUAGUUUUACCUUGACCCAUUCAAUUUCGCAGUCGGUCACUAGGCACUGUUCCUCUGAUGACACAAUGUUGUCCUUAACUGGUGUAAAGACUCCUCCUCCAAAUGAGCUGCAGUUGUUCCUUUACGCUACGAAUGCUGGGUCUGUUCAAAGGUGUUUCAAACGCCUGUGGUCUGUUAACAUUUAUUUCCUACUGAUACACUACUGAGCUUCUAAUUUGAAGGGUAAUUAAGACCAUUUAACAUCAUAAUCAGCAAAUUAAAGCUAUCAUCUGGUCUGUUAUAAAUGUACACUGUCUCGUGUAGAAUACCAGAAUAUGUGUGUAGCAUGAUAAUGAAAAUGACAGAGACUUUGAAUUGAGGUGAUGAUGAUGACAAUGUAUUGAGAAAUAUCAGUUAACCAGAUGGUGAACACUUUCAACUCAAACAAUUUGAUUUUAUACAUUUCCUACUUAGGAUCUGGAAAAUGUUGAUGAUUGUACUCAUGUAUCAUGCGUUCUUAGAUAUGGAAGACAUUAUUGAUGUCUUUCUUCGUGGGUGAAAUAGGAAACACCCCAUCAUGCCAUGUACCCACCCCAUCAUGCCAUGUACCCACCCCAUCAUGCCAUGUACCUUUUACCUUUUAUGUAUUUCAAAAAUAUUUGUGUAGCAUUUGUGUCAAUUUUAUCAUUCCAGGCAGUUUGACACCAGUUUACCCCUAUGGACAAACUUGAAACAAGUGAUGUCUGAAGCCUCCAAUGAUGAUCGCAGUGUUGUCACUAAAAAUGGAUUCAAAUUUAAGAGAACCAGCCUGAACAAAGGGACUAAACAUGUGUUCAGUAACAAGUUUAGUCUGGAGAGCAGUACUAAGAUACAAACACAAUCCUCAGACUUUAAAUUCUCAGCCCCAGUGACAAAUGCCAGACCUUCGAAAGCGGACCUCUCCCAAACAAAGAAAAAUGUCAAUUCAUCGAGUUCACCCAUUCCUCCACUACCAACGAUCUGUGUGGACGAUUACGAGGACAAUGAAGAGUGGCUUACUACACGACCAAUCCCAAAAUCUGCCCAAACUACAUCUAAAUUUGUUCCCAAAACAUCAAAGUCCUCAACAGCAGCCCUCUCUCCAGCAAAGGAUAAUGUCACUUCGUCGAGUACACCCAUUCCUCCGCUACCAAUACCUAUCUGUGUGGACGAUUACGAGGACGAUGAAGAGUGGCUUACUACACCACCAUUUCCAAAAUCUGCCCAAACUACAUCUAAAUUUGUUCCCAAUGCAUCAAAGGUGUGGAAACAACAAAUGUCAAUUACUGACUUUACUGGUAAAGAUAUCAAGCCUUCGAAACCUGUCGCCACAGUAGCACCACACAGUUUGCCUGGACAGACAAGCAAGUCUAAAACUGACCAGUCCUUCCUCAAAAGUAGCAUGAGUAAGGGACCAGGGCGACUGUUGUACACAGGGAAAGAAGAUGAUGCUGAUGAUGACCUAUUUGGUCCUUCAUUUUCUGAACCAAAAACAUCCGAGGCAUCACACGACUAUUUAGAUGCUUCACAAUCUAGGACAUUUGCUGAGCCAGCGUUCAGUACCAAAACAAAACAAAAUAAACCUGUCGGGACCAGCACAAGUAUAAACAUUCUACCAACUGGUGACAAUGAUGAUUCCCGUGACUUCACAACAGUGUCUCCAAUUUUAAAACCAAAGGCCAUUUUGUCUCUCAAGCGUAGCAAGCAUUUCAGGGGUAAAGAUGGUCUAAACGACAGUGCUGAAUCAAGGAAAAGCAAGACAUUUCAGGAACAGGAGCCAGAUCUGACAGAUUUGAAUGGUGAUGGCAGCAUGAUGCAACAACUAAAGCGACGACGAACUGAGACAUUUCCAUCUGUUCCGACGACAUCAGAUAGACCUAUUACAGAUAGCCCUAUGCCAGGUGAUAAAGAAAAUGAGAAGAUCGACCCUUUGCUACACCCAUUACUGAAGAAGCCAGCAGGACAGCUGAGUGGUGAAGAUGUUGUGGAGCUCAGGACCGUGUUACUGCGUAUCAUGGAUGAGACUUGUGACAUCAUUUCUAAGAUCAGCACGGAUGAUCUCAUGGUCAUUGCCUGGCAGAACUAUGAGCGGCUGCAGAAACUUCUCAAAUUCAGGAAAAGCAUAAAAUUAAAGGCCGAUUGCUUCUCCUCUCCACUGGAGAAUACAUCUGUCCAACAGAAGUUUGCAGACGGGGGCCUUCCCCAGUCGAACAUUUCCUCACGGCCACUUCCAUACAGAAACCUAUCACCUGCUAGUACCUCUACACCCCUCCGACUUCAAGGGCUGGAUUCUGCAAUGCCAAGAGGUGAAGCCAGUGGGCUCAUGGACAAGAGUGUUAAAAGGAUGUCAAGCAGUUCAGUUAAUGCUUUUGGCUCACCUAUACCUUGUGGCGAAAGCUUCUUCGAGGAUGAUGCCAAACUAACACAGUCCCACGCUAAAUUUAUGGCUAGCUUUAGUAACAAGUCUGUGGGUUCUCCUGUUUCGUUCAGUAGGAAUUCCCCAGUCACAGGGGUGACCUCUCCUCCUGUGCUGAGCCUGAGUAGGAGUCUAGCUGUUGGGAACAGCUCCAGUCAUGCAGACACUAACUUCACAAGAGGCUCUGAUGUAGUCACAUCUAACUUUGACUUCAAUUACAAGAUCGCACAGCAUGAGGGACCUAGCUCCGAAAAGAGGCCAGGUCACAUUGAAACCUCCGUCACAGCACAGGGCUCUCUCCAUGAUGACAUGGGCAAUGACAUGUUUAUUGACAUCGAUGACUAUGAAUUUGAUGAGGAAGAAAAUGAAGAAUCUGAUAUGCCAUCUAUUAACCAUACUCCUAGACGGACACAACAGACAGAUACAGGUGCUAGUAAUGCAGCUCGGAGUGGAAACAGAAGUUUUCAAUCUUCCGAUUACCCAGCAUCCGAGCCGAGCAGUUGUCAAAAGCAGCCUGAAGAUGCCAACAAGCGAUUCGAUGGAUACGAGUUUUCACAUAGCAAGGAGAUGAUGAAAGCAUUUACCUCGGUGUUUGGUCUGCGUAGCUUCCGGCACCAUCAGCUUCAGGCAAUUAAUGCUUCUCUUUUGGGGAAUGACUGCUUCAUCCUCAUGCCUACAGGUGGAGGAAAGAGUCUGUGUUACCAACUGCCAGCCCUUGUGUCUGGGGGGGUGUCCAUCAUUGUUUCUCCCCUCCGAGCUCUCAUACAGGAUCAGGUCCAGAGACUUAAUUCAUUGAUGAUCCCAGCAGCCCAGCUGUCCUCUGAUCAGAACAAAACACAGGCUGACUUUAUUUACACCAAACUGUCCUACAGGAAGCCGGAGAUCACUCUCCUCUAUGUCACCCCAGAAAAGAUAUCGGCCAGUGACAAGCUGAACAACUGUUUAGACAACAUGUACCGAAGAAGGAUCCUGUCCCGAUUUGUCAUCGACGAAGCUCACUGUGUCAGCCAGUGGGGUCAUGACUUCCGACCAGAUUACAAGAAGCUGAACAUCCUACGUGAACGGUACCCUGAGGUCCCGAUGAUGGCUGUGACCGCUACAGCCACUCCCAGGGUCAGAAAGGACAUCAUUCACCAACUCAAGAUGAAGGACCCUAAAUGGUUUGUGCAAAGUUUCAAUCGGCCUAACCUUCGUCUGUCAGUGGAACCUAAGAAGCCCUCUACACUGACAGCUGACAUCAUUAAACUGAUCAAGGAGCGGUUCUCUGGGAAAUGUGGCAUUGUGUACUGUCUGUCCAGAAAGGAGUGUGACAGCACAGCUCAAGAUCUCGGUAAGGCUGGCAUCCAGGCUGUGUCCUACCACGCUGGCCUUGGGGAUGGUGAGAGGAUCAGCAUACAGGAGAAAUGGCUCAAUGGCAACAUGUGUAAAGUGAUCUGCGCCACUAUAGCCUUCGGUAUGGGAAUAGACAAGGCAGAUGUGCGUUUUGUGAUUCACUACUCACUACCUAAAUCUAUGGAAGGGUACUACCAGGAGGCGGGCCGGGCCGGGAGAGACGGACAGCUGGCCUAUUGUCUCCUGUACUAUAACUAUCAGGAUGUCAAACGUAUCCGACGCAUUUUAGAAUUGGACAAAAAUGCAACCUACGAGUCGAAGAAAGUGCACAUUGAUAAUCUGUUUCAAAUGGUUCAGUAUUGUGAGAACGUGGCAGACUGCCGACGUGCCCAGCUCCUGAAUUACCUGGGAGAGCACACCUUUGACAGGAGUGGGUGUGGCAGCUUCAAAGGUUCAAUGUGUGACAACUGUGCUUCAAAGGACUUGUUCCAGCUCCGAGAUGUCACGGAGGAUGCCAAGCAGAUCAUUAAAUGUGUGAGGUCGCUCACCAGCUCCGGGACUGGACGUAACUCUGAUUACACACUGCUUCACUUUGUUGAGAUCUUCAGAGGUUCUAGCAACAGUAAAAUCAAAGACCAAGGCCAUGACAAGCUGCCACUUCAUGGGCGAGGAAAAAGCUACAGCCGCCAUGAUGCUGAGAGACUGCUGCGGAAGUUAGUUAUAGACGGUAUAUUGAUGGAGCACCUGAAGACAACAGCCAUGGAACACAUGGCCUGCUACAUCAGGAUAGGACGAGCCGCAAACGAUGUCAUGAUGGGCAACAAAAAGAUAGAACUACAGGUCCAGGGUAACCGCUCAAGGAGUGCCGUCGCUAAGAUUGGUCGGGGCACAGUGUCCAAGCAUGACAACCUCGUGGAGGAGUGCUACACUGAGCUACUGGAACUGGCCAAGACAAUAGCUCAAGAGCAUGGAUUCAAAAAUGUGGACCGUUUAUUCCCGCUGGCUAUGCUUCGCCAGUUGGCUGAAGAAACGCCACUGACCGUUGAUGAAAUGACCGACAAAAUAGACAAUUUGCCACAGUACAAGGUGACCAAGUAUGGAGCCGAUCGCUUUCUGGACAUCACCACCAAGUAUUGUGUCCUCAUGUCCACUGCAGCUGAGAGUGAGGCGGCCCAAUCUGGGGCUAACCAGACUUCCACUGGGCCUGACCCAGACUGGGAAUCACCCUAUUUCGAGGAAGAGGAGACCGGUUCUGGCAGAUACAAGAAGAGAGGAAGCGGAAGAGGGAGAGGUUCCUUUAAGAAGAAAUUUGGAGGCAGGAAGAAAAAAGCAGCGGGGAAAGCAGCGGGAAACAAGACUUUUGGGAAUUCAGAGAGCAGCGGAGGAUUCAGUCAGUACACCUAUCAAAAUUCUUCAGGCUCAUCCAAGCGUGGAAGGGGAGGCAAAUCUAGGGGGCGGGGAUCUCGUGGGGGAGGCAAUACCCUCGGCUUUCUUCCUGCUCCCAAUACCAAGCAAAGGUCCUUCCUUGGUGGAACUGGAGGGGCCUUCUUUGGAUGACACUAGUGUCUGUUCUAAGUGGUUCUUCAAACUGCAGAUACUGACAAUUGUGGUUCUUGUUUCCAAAUUGAAGAAUAAAUUGUUCAAUUCUCUUCAAUCAAAGAUUUCAAAGUGUGUCGGAACAACCGCUAUAGGAACAAAAAGGUAGUCAGUGUCUUCUAACAGUUUGAAUCAGUGUAACUGUAGUGGAAUGCCUGUGAAGAUAUAUGGAUGUUUGGAUGGGUUUAAUAUUGUUAUAUGACUUAAAGACAAAGUUUUACAGUGUUUAAGUAAGCUAUCUGAGUUUACAUGUGAAUCUAUAUAUUGCAGGGACUUCUGUCUGGAUAGAGUUGUGUAAUAGUAAAUGGUUUGAACAUGUUUUACUCUUCAUGACAAAUGUAAAAUCUGGUAAGAUGGAACAAGAAUGUAUGUAUUAAGUAUAUUACCCAUACAAAGUAUCAUUGAAUGAAUAAGAUGAAUUAGUCAAUUUCUUUUUCUCAUCAUAAUAUUAAUACUUAAAUUAUUUUGGUAGCAUGCCGAAAAUAUUGCUGGUAAUUAAAAUAAAGGUACCUCAUUAUACUGACACCAUUUGUACAGAAAAUGUUUUGCUUUGUAAAGGGUUUAAGCAAUAAAUUGAAGGAAACAUAUGAAGUAGUUCUUAAGAAAAAGAAGAAAUGGAACUUUGAAAUAAUAUGUUGUCCAUAAGCGAGGUGGUGGCAAGUGGAACUGAGGUUAUUAAAUUGAGGUUUUGGUAUUGCUUCAUCAAUAUAAAAAUGAAGGAAAAUGUUCCACCUCCAUAUAGAUUCCUACCGUUAUAUCAUUUUGUUCUUUAGCAGAUCAUGACCAGGUAAGCUGUUCCACAGCAGUAUUACUACAUGUAGAAGCUAAGGCCACAGGGUCUUGUUGACAUUUGUUGGAUGUUAAGAUACAUUUGGUUGCAUUUACCUUGAGAAACCCUCCUAGUGUAUCUUAUCUUGCAACACUUGCCAACAAGACCCUGUGCUUCUAUUUGUCUAUCCUUGUAAAUACAUCCCUACGAAUGUCUGCAUUUCCCUGUGCAUUCUUAAAUUUCCUUUCCACUGAUGAUGGCAUGCUGUAUAUCAGCUAUUUUUCAUAAAGGUUUUAUAUUCACUAUACAAUUGUAUUGGUAUUUAGAGAAAACUUGUUUAAUUGUGAACAGCAGCGAAAUAUUAGGUACAAUUUCACUAAUGUAAAUGUAGUAUGCUCUUUAUGAUAUGGAAUCAGGUGCUCAGCAAACACCAGUGAAUAUGUUCACGAUGCAAAAUAGGAAAUAUUGGCCUCAUGUAUUUAAAACACUACCCAGCAAUAAGCUUGGAAUAGAUUUUUAGCCCACCAUCAUCUGAUGGUGGGCUAUUCAAAUCACCCUGCGUCCGUGGUCCGUCG